This is a messenger RNA of Nomia melanderi (Alkali bee), 958 nucleotides long. Lineage: Eukaryota; Metazoa; Arthropoda; Insecta; Hymenoptera; Halictidae. The record is from RefSeq and is a predicted model, not a curated record.
GAGAGAGAGAGAGAGAGGGAGUCCAGCCGCGUCCACUCUCGCUAAAUCUCACUGGAACUUGGCGAAAAUGAAGAGAAAUAUUAGGGCUGUAAGCUGGUGAAAAGGUUGCCGGGGAUUCGAUUCGCUGCAGUCAUUUCUCCGAUUCGCGUUCGAAGCGAGUCUAAGGGGAACGGAUAUAAUCAUCGUUACGAAAAGGGGCACUAAAGAAGAUUUUCGAGGGUAGAUUUUUGACAGGACGAUACGGACGCAGGAUGAUUCGUCAACACUCGGAGUCAUCGUGGCCGCGUAUUCUUUGAAAAAAAGGUAUCAGGAACGGCAACGGACUCUUGACCAGAUCAGACCUCCUCGGGGGAGGUCUUAGGGGAGCAGAAUGAUAGAUCCUAGCUCGUCGGAAGAGAGCGACGAAGAGAAGAAGGAGCCCAAGGAUGUCGGUGUCGCGGGCGGAGGUGGCAGCGGCGGCGUUCGCGGCGGAAGCGGCAGCUCGUACGGUUCUCGGCGACAAAUCGGCCCGGGCGGAAGCCUCGGAGGCGCGAGCGGUCCGGCCAGCGGAAGCGCGAGCUCCCUGGCCUCGGGGACGGCGUCGCCCGGCGGGUCCAGCCACGGACCCAUCGGCACGCCUCGCGGCGGCGCGCAGGACCUCGCGUCCGCUCGGGACGCGUCGAGCCUCGCUGCUGGCAGGAACUCGUUGUCUCCCUCGAUGACUGCCGCACAGGACGCGGCCAGCUACUCUCAGAGACCCACCAGUCCCUCGCCUUCGGUCGCCAGCGAGAAGACCGAAGCGAACCUCCAGGACAAGCAAGAGCGCGAAGAAGAGGAGAGGAAGACCAGAAUACAGCUGUACGUGUUCGUGUCGAGGUGCAUCUCUUAUCCGUUCAACGCCAAACAACCAUUGGACAUGCCUAGGCGACAACUAAAAGUAACCAAGCAUCAACUCGAGACGAUUUGCUCCCGCUUUCAG